CAGGGUCGGGCACCCGCCGUACCGCUGACCCGGGCCGGGCUUGAAAGGACGAGGUCAGUGCUGCCUCAGGUCCGAAGGAAAGGGUUUUGUUUUCCAGCUACAGUGGUUGCUAAUGUCCUCGCCAUUGUCUUAUUAAUUAAAAUAAUCGUCCAGAAGUAAAGCGGCUUUUUCCUUUUAGCUCCUGUGGACCCAUAACAAAGCCGGGAGGCUCCCUCCCAACCCCCCAACCCCCCAACAGCAGCUCUCUCGCUCUCUUUUUUUUUUAAUUUAAGUUCCUGGAUUUAGGGUUGGGGGAGAAAGGGACUGGUCACACAGCAAAAAGCGAGUCCCGACGUAAGACACCGGGAAUGAGCGGAUUCCUCUUCUUUCCACCCCUCUGCCCUGUGGAUUAGAAGAGAAAGAAAAUCUCCCGCAUUGAACUGAAACCUCAGGGAGUAAUUAUUCCUGUAUUUCCACCAAAAUCGGGGCAAAAAGGUUUGCAAUUAAUCCAAAAUCUCCAUGAGUGACCCUAUAUAGGCUGGAAGAUAUAAACAAAACCUUCCGAAGGGGGGGGGGAGCAAAUUAAAUCUUGCUACCCCUACACGCUGGAAAGCAACAGUGGGUUUGUUUUCGCCCUCCUCUUUGCCUCAUUUAUCGCUGCGAGGAAUUAUUAGAAUUCUCCCCUUCCUUGCCGUUCUGAACACUGAGAAAUCGAAAUUCGUUGUGUAGAGACGGUUGAGGCACUGGUGAUCGCCUUCCUUCCUUUCUUUUCCUAAAAUUGAAUUUAUUAGGGUGGCAUUGGUUAGUAAAACCAUAUAGGUUUCAGGUUUACAACUCAAUACAACACCAUCUGCACACUGCGUCCUGCAGCCAUGCCCAAAUUAAAGUCUUUUUCUGUCCUCGUUUCCUCCCUUCCUUCUUCUUCUUCUCCCCCCCCCCCUUUUUCUUAAUCAAUGGGAAGAAAAAACGGUCCUGGGUAGAUCAGAUACCACCACCACCACCCCUCCUCCUCCGGGAUCCCUGAGGUUACGACUCCAUUCCUGCGCGAAAGCAGUCUUUGAAUUGCGUUCUGGUUUCGCUUUGGGCUGGGGAUGGGCAGGUGGGGGGCACGGAGAGAACGGAGGGCUCGGAGGUUCUGCUCCACGGACCACGGUCUGAAGACUGGAUUCCCCUUUUCUGACACACGUUCCACACGAGCCCCCCCCCCCCCCCCCCCCACACACACACCGAGGCCGGGCUGCGGGCGACCGUGCGCUGCGGCCUCUGGUCCGGCCUGACGGCUGCCGAGCCGGCCUCGUCCACACGCGGUGCUGAGAGCGCACAGUCGGCCUCGCGGAGACGGACGUCCUGCUUUGAGGGUCCGCAAGCGUUUCGGGAGGACUGCGUCGGGGCUGUUGUCUUGGCCGGACUGGGUCGCUAUUCCUGAUUGGUCAGGUGUAGGGUCUUUCUAUGGGCUGGGGGAGGCUGCGGACACCUGCAGGCGGGGGGGCGGAAAGCGGCUCUCGACUCCCCUGGGCUCGCCGGCGAGGACGUGAGACCCGGGGAAGCAAAGACCGGCGUCCGCGACCUGGACCUGGGCUCCCGCCGGUGUCCGGCGGCGGAGUGGAGAUCCUGUGCAGGGGGUCGGCCUCUCUAACUAUGCCCCAGGAUGACGGAGCAGCCGCCCAGCGAGGCGGCACGCAGUGACCCCCCGCUGGAGGGACGGGAGGCGGCCGAGGCCCGCAUGGCCCCCCCGCACCUGGUCCUGCUGAACGGCGUCGCCAAGGAGACGAGCCGCGCUACCCCAGCCGAGCCCCCGGUGAUCGAGCUGGGAGCGCGCGGCGGCCCGGGGGGCGGCCCCGCGGGUGGGGGCGGCGCCGUGCGAGACUUAAAGGGCCGCGACGCCGCCGCGGCCGAAGCGCGCCACCGGGUGCCGACCACCGAGCUGUGCAGACCUCCGGGGCCCGCCCCGGCGCCCGCGCCCGCUCCGGCACCCGCCGAGCUGACCGGGGACGGCCGGAUGGUGCAGCUGAGCCCGCCCGCGCUGGCGGCCCCGGCCGGCCCCGGCCGCACGCUGCUCUACAGCCUGAGCCAGCCGCUGGCGACCCUCGGCAGUGGGUUCUUUGGGGAACCAGAUGCCUUCUCUAUGUUUGCCACCAACAACCGAGUGAAGAGGAGACCCUCCCCUUAUGAGAUGGAGAUUACUGAUGGUCCCCAUACCAAAGUCGUCAGGCGCAUCUUCACCAACAGCCGGGAACGAUGGCGACAGCAGAAUGUGAACGGGGCCUUCGCUGAGCUCCGCAAGCUGAUUCCCACGCACCCCCCAGACAAGAAGCUCAGCAAGAAUGAGAUCCUCCGCCUGGCCAUGAAGUACAUCAACUUCCUGGCCAAGCUGCUCAAUGACCAGGAGGAGGAGGGCACCCAGCGGGCCAAGCCUGGCAAGGACCCCGUGGUGGGGGCUGGUGGAGGGGGUGUGGGAGGAGGCGGUGGUGCACCUCCAGACGACCUCCUACAGGAUGUGCUGUCCCCCAACUCCAGCUGUGGCAGCUCCCUGGAUGGGGUGGCCAGCCCAGACAGCUACACAGAAGAGCCUGCACCCAAGCACACAGCCCGCAGCCUCCAUCCUGCCAUGCUGCCUGCCACUGAUGGAGCCGGCCCUCGGUGAUGGGUCUGGGGCCAUCCUGGGCCAGCCAGGAAGGUGCCCUCAGGCCGCUGGGACUGUGGGCUUCUGGGCAGGUGGAUGAAGAUUAGGCAGCUCUGAAGUAGGGCAAUGGACUUGAUGAGCUUUCCUUGAUGCCUGAACUUUGGGAAGCCCACACUGCCCCUGGGGCUGGCUUUUUCAUUUCCCACCUCAGUAGGAGAACAGAAAAGUGGAGCAAAGUGGUAGGUACUUUUUAUGAAGACGGCACGGUCUUCUCCCUUCCCCAAAUCUUAAGACUUCUCAAGUAAGAGGCUUGAGCAGUACUGCUUUUGGCCUGGAGCUUGGAAGCCCUGUCUUUCCUGAGACCUGGGGUUGUCAGCUCUCACCUGAGGUAUUCAGCAGCCUCUGCCUUGCCUUUAGCCCCUCCCAAGCUGGCUGUGUGGCUUUUGUGGCCACACUGUCCAAGUAUAUAGGUACCCAAUAGCUGCCCAUUUCUUGAGCCUCAUCUUCACCCAGGCCCACGUUGGUCCAUCCAGCUUGCCAACUGCUGCAGAGUCACAGCCUCGAGGUGCCUUCUUCAGGGCCUGGUUGAAAAAGACGGCCAGUGGACCACCUGCUCCCGACUACUUGGGCCAGAGGGUCAGAAAACCAAGUGGCCCUUACUUCUUGCCCUGAGGAUUGAAGCUUUACUUUCUCCCCACUGAGACCUGCCUUCCCAAUUCUUGUGGCUGUGGGGACCAAGUCUGCAGCUGUAGGCAUGCCCUUUGGGCUUUGUGUAAUGGCAGAGAAGGGAAAAGUGAUCAGAUGAAAUUGAACAAGUGCUAUUUGGGGCACAUGGGCUUCAAAGGCCGGUUGUGUCUCAAGAGCUACCUGCCUCUGUUCUCA
This is a messenger RNA of Artibeus jamaicensis (Jamaican fruit-eating bat), 3484 nucleotides long. It is a transcript of the gene TAL1, whose product is annotated as TAL bHLH transcription factor 1, erythroid differentiation factor. The coding region runs from base 1628 to 2623 and encodes 331 amino acids. Gene Ontology annotation, biological process: regulation of transcription by RNA polymerase II. Lineage: Eukaryota; Metazoa; Chordata; Mammalia; Chiroptera; Phyllostomidae. The transcript has 5 exons. The record is from RefSeq and is a predicted model, not a curated record. Gene Ontology annotation, molecular function: protein dimerization activity; RNA polymerase II cis-regulatory region sequence-specific DNA binding; DNA-binding transcription factor activity, RNA polymerase II-specific.